Molecule: messenger RNA, 3266 nt
Organism: Solea solea (common sole)
Lineage: Eukaryota; Metazoa; Chordata; Actinopteri; Pleuronectiformes; Soleidae
Gene: clpb
Product: ClpB family mitochondrial disaggregase
Exons: 16
Coding region: 224-2266 (680 amino acids)
Biological process (GO): cellular response to heat
Cellular component (GO): mitochondrion; cytoplasm
Molecular function (GO): ATP binding; ATP hydrolysis activity; protein binding
Source: RefSeq, a predicted model, not a curated record
GCUUCCAGUAAAACAGCAUUUCCCAACAUGCAACGCGAGCUCUAGUGACAUCCUCAAUGCAUGUUACGAUGAGGUUUGUUUUCGUCAUUGUAAACUGAAGUGUAGCGGGUUUCUCUUCUGAGCUGACGCGGGAUAUCAUAGCUGUGUGAUAUCGUUUCUCCUCUGGAUUUACUAUAAGACUAGAGGGUUCAUCUCAGCUCAUAUAUUUGGUGAGUUUAUCGCCAUGUUGUCAUCUGUUCCCACACGGCUACUUGCGCGAAGGUCGCGCAGCUUGUCACCGUGCAGCCGUAUACUGCAGACCAGCGCUGGCGGAGCCGCGUGUCACGGCAUUCACGAGACACCAGCGACAACAGAGGCGAACCGCAACCCCAUCGUGUCCACCUCCCGGGUCUCCAGGAGGGGCAUUUUAGUCGAGGAUAACGCUGGAGCCAGUGUCAACCAGUCAGUGCAGUACCACCACCUCGCCCCUAGGUGGCUGUCCAACCUGGAGAAUCGCCGCAACUCAUGGGCAGCUCUGGCCAGCAGGGGGCGCAACAAUAACCGUUACUGGGAGGAGAGCGGGCAGGGCGGCGGAGACGAGGGCCAAGGAACAGGUGGAGGAGGUAGCCGGGCAGGAGUGGCCUCUGCCGGUGUACUCUCUGCUGCAGCCGUGGCCCUCUGUCUAAAGAAAGAAUCUGAUAACAAAGGUGAUGCUCUUCUGGAAGCAGCGAGGACCAACAAUGUUCAAGAUGUGACCAGGCUGCUAAAGGAAGGGGUGAACCCAAAUCACCGCCACAGUCUUGGAUGGUCCGCUCUCAUGGUGGCCGCCAUGAACCGACAGCACAGUGUGGUGAAGGUUCUGCUCAAAGCCGGUGCUGACCCAAACGCUGGGGAUCAUUUCAACAAUGUUUACGACACUUCACGGGAAAAAGGCAUUCACUCCCUGGAAGUCCUCGUGUCCAGAGAGGACGAGUUCAGCAGCAGGCUCAGCAGCAGGGCUGGUUUCCGUGGUUGCACGGCACUUCACUACGCCACACUGGCUGACGACCCACACACUGUCCGCAUUCUGCUGGAGGCUGGUGCUAACCCCCUACAGACCAAUGAGUUGGGACACACAGCUCGGGCCUAUGCUAAGGAAGGAGAAGUGGGCACAGCGCUGCUGGAGUGGGAGGGCAAAUUCCAGGAGAUGCAAGCUAAACGGGAAGCAGAGGAAAGGAGGCGUUUCCCCCUGGAGAGGAGGCUGAAGGAGCACAUCAUCGGACAAGAGGGGGCCAUCAAUACCGUGGCGUCAGCCAUCAGGAGGAAGGAAAACGGUUGGUACGAUGAAGAGCAUCCCCUCGUGUUCCUCUUCCUCGGUUCAUCAGGAAUUGGGAAGACAGAGCUGGCCAAACAAGUGGCCCGUUACAUGCACAAGGACAUUAAAAAGGGUUUCAUCCGUUUGGACAUGUCCGAGUUCCAGGAAAAACACGAGGUGGCAAAGUUCAUCGGUUCUCCACCAGGUUAUGUGGGACACGAGGAAGGAGGUCAGCUGACCAAGCAGCUGAAGGUUUUUCCUAAUGCUGUGGUCCUGUUUGAUGAAGUAGACAAGGCCCAUCCUGAUGUCCUCACUGUCAUGCUGCAGCUCUUUGAUGAGGGCCGUCUCACAGAUGGCAAAGGGAAGACCAUUGAAUGCAAGGACGCCAUCUUCAUCAUGACGUCUAAUGUUGCAAGUGACGAAAUUGCCCAACAUGCACUGCAGCUUCGCGAGGAGGCUGAGGAGGUCAGCCGCAGAAAGAUAGCCGACAAACUUGAGGACGUUCAGAAAGGCGAUGACAUCAAAAUCUCCCGGCAGUUUAAAGAAACUAUGAUUCGACCGAUCCUAAAGGCUCAUUUCCGGAGGGACGAGUUUCUUGGUCGGAUCAAUGAAAUUGUAUACUUCCUGCCUUUCUGUCACUUAGAGCUGCUACAGCUGGUCAGCAAGGAGCUCAACUUCUGGGCCAAGAAGGCCAAACAGCGUCACGGCAUAACUCUUGAGUGGGAUCGCCCCGUGCUGGACCUGUUGGCGGGCGGGUACAACAUGCAUUACGGAGCGCGCUCCAUCAAACAUGAGGUGGAGCGGCGAGUCGUGAACCAGCUGGCCGCAGCGUACGAGCAGGAGCUGCUGCCAAAAGGCUGCACCCUGCGUCUGUCUGUCCAAUCGGACGGCCAGGAGGAGCAGAGCUCGCCCAGUCUGCGGCUUGAGGUGGUGGGAGAGGACAGGUCAUCGAGGACGCUGGACAUCCGUCCACCACUCAGUCCCAAACACUAACAAACACACAGAAUCUACACAGAAUAGGUCUGCACACACACACGCACGCAUCAUCAUUAUGCAGUGUCAGGACGGGAGGAUAAUUCAUGAUGAAUGUUACCAAUAAAAAAAAAAAAAACCCUAAACACAACAUCACUGCCUCCGUUUCAGUACACACAUGCGGCUGUUUGAUGCCAACAUUCAGCACAGAAACAGUCAGUGCACUGGACCUCCAACAGGCAAGAAGAAGCCGCGUGGGCUCAUGUGAUGUAAAAUGUCCGCACAGUGAAUGUGUUGCAGGUCAGUCGUUGUAGGGUGGAGGCGUCAGUGAGUCUGUGCAGCCUUCACUUCAUUACAAACAUCAUCAUCAUCAUCAUCAUCAGUGAGUGGAGGGAAGCCAUCACGUUGAUGAGUAAAAGCGUUGCAGCAUUUUUGUUUAAGUAGAAGCAACAACACUUAGCUGUUAACCUCGUGAGACGUGAACAAUCCACCGUGUCCAAUAUGACAUCCUGGCUAAAUGUGUUAUUUAUUAAAGCUGCUGUAUGUAAGUCACUGACUUAAAACUAUUCCAGUGUAAAGAUUUAUUCCAUAAUGGCGAUGGAAAAAUAAAUGUGAAUGAGCAAAAGAUAGUUUCACAAUGUCUUCACUUUGAUGCACAUUUUACACGAUAAAUAAAACAAAAAAGAAAAAAAUUCACUUCAUGUUAGUCAAGAAUGUAUUAGUGGUGAAAUCCGAAGUAGACUGUGUAGCAGUCACUGAAUUAUGGCUAAAUAUAACUGUCUGGUGAAUAGUUCCUGUUGAUGCAUGUUCACGUGAAGACGCGUCGUCUGUCACGGCGGCUGCACGGUGUGCAUCUGUCUGUGACGUUAAGAGGAAUUUAGAGUCGUAAAGAAAUAAUAAUCUCGGUGCUGUAUCAUAAAUGUUUGAACAGCGCGUCGGCGAGGCGCCGCAUGUAAUCGAGCAGCAUCUCUCAUUGUUGUUGUGCCCUCUGUGUAAAUAAAGUCAUCGCGACAGAAAGGGA